This is a messenger RNA of Punica granatum (pomegranate), 2382 nucleotides long. The record is from RefSeq and is a predicted model, not a curated record. NCBI's taxonomy places the organism in Eukaryota, Viridiplantae, Streptophyta, Magnoliopsida, Myrtales, Lythraceae.
AUAUGUAAUAAUCAAUAUCUCUCUCUCUCUCUCUCUUCGCGUGUCUCUCUGAAAGAAAUUGUGAAGAAGUAGUAGUAGUAGUAGUAGGCCCCUGCCAUGCCAUGCCCUGCCCCCCACCACCACCCACUACCUUUUGGCCAUCAAUGCUCAUAUGACGGAGAGAUAACAUAGAGAACCUACCCUACCCAGCCCUCUCCCUCCCCCCCCCCCCCCCCCAACAUUUCCCAUAAUUAAAGUACAUUCUCACUUAUUUCUCUUCCAUUUUUUGCAUCCAUCUCUUUGGCAGAGUUCUUGAUGGGUCUGCUCAUUCUUUGGUGGGGCUGCAGCAGAUUUUAGUUGUUAGGUUGUCACAUCUCGAGUUUUACUAAAUAUCUGGGAUUGGCUUCUUUCCCCGAGAAGAUUUCUGGGUUUGUUGGAUCUUUGAGCUUCAAACAGGAUGGGAGCCGAAGAGAAGCCUGCAGAAAAUAGUAAGGAUCAUGAUCCUGCAGCUCCAUGUGGAGAAAGUACUGCUCUUCCUGCACCCGCCCAGGAGGCUGAAAGCUCGAACCAAAUAGAUGAAGAGACCCCGCAAGUGCAUCAAUGGAGGCGGCAGAACCUCUUCCUCGAGAUACCAUCGCGGACAGUGGGAGUGUCUUCUCAGGAUAGUGUCACUGCAGUAAAGGCACCGAUAACUCCGAGCCCCACACCCAGGAGAGUGAAUUUUCUCUUGACGCCGAGCUCCAGUGAAGCAAGAGCUAGCGGAUCCCCAGGCCCCUCCUCCUCCUCAUCGAGAGGCAAGUCGUCCAUCAGAGGUCUUCUCACGAAGCUGAGCUACAAAUACCGCAACUCGACUCCAACGGAUAUUGAGAAAGGUCCCGAGAUACUCCCCGAGGCUUCUUCAACCGCUCUCAGGGACAAGCCUUCCAUCUCUAGGUCACUGUCACUUACUAAGAUAUUCACUCCUCGAAUGAAGAGAACAUCUUCGCUGCCAGUAACUCCACUUGCUGGUUCCAAUCCUGGAUCUACACGCGAUGAAAGUGUUAGUGGCAGCUCAAAUUCUGAUAGGAAAGAAUCCCAGAGGAAGAUGUCUCGAUCACUAUCGGUCCCCGUCAACAACAAAGAAAGAAGCAUCAGAAGGAUGGAUUCUUUCUUCCGCGUGAUUCCUUCUACUCCUUGUGCGAAGGAAGGAGACACCAUCAUCGAUAUUUCACCAACCAUUGAUCCCGAAACCGGUGCUGAUGGGGAGGACAUACCCGAAGAAGAAGCUGUAUGCAGGAUUUGUCUCGUGGAAUUGAACGAAGGGGGAGAGACGUUGAAGAUGGAAUGCAGCUGCAAAGGAGAACUUGCACUUGCUCACCAAGAUUGCGCUGUGAAAUGGUUCAGCAUCAAAGGCAACAAAACAUGUGAUGUUUGUAGACAAGAAGUCAAGAACCUGCCCGUGACUCUGCUUCGGAUACAGAGUGUUCAGGUUAGGAACCGACCCAACAGAGUCCGGCAGGGAGAUCUCGCCCGAUACAGGGUAUGGCAGGAAGUUCCCGUGCUCGUAAUAGUCAGCAUGCUUGCUUACUUUUGUUUCCUCGAGCAGCUCUUGGUCGGGAAAAUGGGCACCGGUGCAAUCGCAAUAUCCCUUCCAUUUUCUUGUGUCCUUGGUCUCCUCUCAUCAAUGACCGCUUCCACAAUGGUGAAGAGCAGAUACAUCUGGGUGUAUGCUUCGAUUCAGUUCGCUCUGGUGGUUUUAUUUGCUCAUGUAUUCUAUUCUUUGGUCCAUCUACAAGCAGUGCUAUCGGUCCUGUUUGCCACAUUUGCCGGUUUCGGGGUCGCGAUGAGUGGGAGUUCGAUUUUGGUGGAGUUCCUGAGGUGGAGGAGGACAUGGAACAGUUCCUCUUCCUCCCAGCCACUUAUCUCUCAACUGGUCACCCGACCCGGUCAGUUCCCGCGAACUGCAAAUGCGCCGCCAGCUGGCCUGCCUCAGAGCCAGCCGGCCGAGGCAAACAGUUCGGAAACUAGCAGCAGGAGCUGAAUACGGUAUAGGCUUUGCUUGUGAAUUAGCUUGUGAUGGAAGAAAUCAUGCACUCUUCUGUUGCAGUAAAUUUUGGCGACUGUCGGGGAAUGUCCGUCUUGCUACUGUACCGGCCUAGUUAGAUAUCUCGAGUUGUAAUGGGCCGAGCAGUCAAAGCCCAGGAAGGAAUGGUUGUGGGCCGAAUCAAAGCCCAAUGAAUGAGCAACAAACAAGUGUCGGUAUGUCGUGCUAAUAUCGAAAUUCCAGUGGUUCCAUAUGGGCUCAUAAUCAUUUGAGGUGAUCGAACCAAUUGAAAGUGGAUAAGCAAUGGUCAUUUGAAAUGCAAUUAUUGUAGAAGCUCCCAUAAGCAAACGUGUCACUCCAUUCCAAGCGUCAUGUUUGUU